Molecule: messenger RNA, 4075 nt
Organism: Venturia canescens
Lineage: Eukaryota; Metazoa; Arthropoda; Insecta; Hymenoptera; Ichneumonidae
Gene: app
Product: Palmitoyltransferase app
Exons: 11
Coding region: 632-2044 (470 amino acids)
Biological process (GO): protein targeting to membrane; peptidyl-L-cysteine S-palmitoylation
Cellular component (GO): Golgi apparatus; endoplasmic reticulum
Molecular function (GO): protein-cysteine S-palmitoyltransferase activity
Source: RefSeq, a predicted model, not a curated record
UAUUUUUCAUUUGUGUAGCAAGGGCAGAGCGAGCAAUCGACGACGGGGAAGUUGUAUGUAGAUGAAUUGUGAUGAUCGUCAAGUGCAUCGAGCUCAUCAAUGGAUGCGGACUAAGUGAAAUGGGAGCUCGAUGACUUUGGUCUGCUUUGGUCUCGUCGAAAAUACAGUGUGCAAAUGUACAUAAAAUGCAUAGUACAAUAUAUAUGAGCAAUUAGAAUGGAGAGAUUGUGUGUGUUCCUGCUUUUCUUCGCAUCGCGAAGUAGUAUGCAUAGGAACGCGCGUGAUACAUGUGACAUUGUUCGGCUGUUCUGAGAUGUGCAGAUAAUUAUUGAGAUUCAUACACGAUAAACGUGAAGGUGUGCUCGAUUUGACCCAGUUAUUUGGAAAAAUUCACUCUUUUGCGGCUCGAUAUAACACAUCUCAUAACACUAUUUGCGAUGUCGCAACUCGUUUGGGUUUUCUGGAAUUUAGUCGUGCAUUUUUACAACCAACGAGAUAUUAGCAGCAGUAACAGCAGGUUAAGUUGAUGCUAGGGCACCCGCGAGAGGUACCCUUGUCUCACAAAAUAUAUAUGUAUCCAGGAUCUCAUAACACGAGUUCCCACUAAUAACAAGGAUAUCCAAGCCACCAAAUGCCCGAGACAAUGACCCAUGUAUUGAGAAAGUGGGAAUUAUUUCCUGGACGAAACAGAUUUUGUUGCGACGGCAGAAUAAUGAUGGCUCCCAGAACUGGUGUCUUUGGCCUAACUGUUUGUCUUAUCUCUGGUACUAGCGCCCUAUUCUUCGCAUAUGACUGUCCUUACUUGGCCGUUCACAUAACCCCUGCUAUUCCCGUGAUAGGAGGUUUGCUAUUUCUUUUUGUAAUGUCUUCGCUCUUCAGAACAAGUUUUAGCGAUCCUGGAGUUAUUCCAAGAGCUACUCCGGACGAGGCUGCUUAUAUAGAGAGACAAAUAGAAGUGCCAAACAAUGGUAAUUCGAUAACUUACCGACCUCCGCCCCGAACGAAAGAGGUCCUAGUUAGAGGCCAACCGGUGAAGCUUAAAUACUGUUUCACUUGCAAGAUAUUUAGGCCACCAAGAGCUUCUCAUUGUAGCUUAUGUGAUAAUUGUGUAGAGGCAUUUGACCACCAUUGUCCGUGGGUCGGCAAUUGCGUGGGUAGACGAAAUUAUCGAUACUUUUACGCAUUUAUCGUCUCACUUGCAUUCCUGUGCGUAUUUAUAUUCGCGUGUGCGAUUACACAUCUUAUAAUGCUUACGCGAGAUGACAGACCUUUUUUGGAAGCUGUCAGACUGUCUCCUGGAAGCGUCGUCGUUGGAGUCGUUUGCUUCUUUUCCGUUUGGAGUAUUCUCGGCCUUGCUGGAUUUCACACUUAUCUGACGACGAGCAAUCAAACUACGAACGAAGAUAUUAAAGGCUCGUUUACGAGUAAACGAGAACAGGAGAACUUCAAUCCUUAUAGCCAAGGAAAUAUAUGUAGAAAUUGUUUCUACGUACUUUGUGGUCCUGCUCCUCCGAGCUUGAUAGAUCGUCGUGGAAUAGUCACGCCUGGUUACAUGGCGGAACAAGAGAAAAUCCCGGACGAUUACGUGAUAACGAAUGCCUACAAAGCUUAUGGAACCGUAAAAAUAAUGCAGCCACAGGCAAAUGGAGUAAGCGUCGAAACGACACCGGGAAGCGAAUUGACGGGCUCGAUGAACAAUCUCGUGUCGGGGCAACGCUCACCUCGCAUAGAAUCGUUGAACGGCAGUACUACGAAUAGCGUGAGUCAUCUAGUAUCGAACGAAGUUCCACUGGCAUCGCUCAACAUACCGCCUAUGGAUAUCGAUGAUAUAGCACCAUUGCCAUUGCGACCAAAUGUUCUCGGACCGACGACCUUGGAUAACGCAAUUGCACCGGUUGCUGUUACGACACCAUUGUCAGCCUCGAGACUAAGAUUACUGCAGGACACGACGAUGAUCGAGUCGGCCCUGGAUCUAGAUUCUCUUGAUGACUCAAGCGUUGGACGUGGUAGUCAAUCGGGACUCAUUAAAAUGGGCAUUGUAUAAUAAUAGGAUAUUUUCAAUAACGAUUAUAUAUAAAUAAUGUUUUUCUGUGCGUACACGAAACGAAAAAACGGAGUUGUUGACUGGAAAAAAUUUAUUAGUUUUAAUAUCGCUCAAGUAUAAAAAAAAAAGAGGUAAAACACCGUCGUGAUGUGCUUUGGUUUUUGUUGUACAGCUCGCAUGAAGUUUCGUAGCGUUUGUGCAUUUUUAGCUCGAAAAAACGAGUACGAGGACAGCUACAGAAAUUUCAUCAAAAUUUCAUGUUUUUCGAAUAAUUAACGAAUUUCUUCCAUCUUCCAGUCCUCUCGUUCCAUAGUCCGUUGAAUUUUGAAUUAUCUCAAACGAGUAAAUAGUUCAUAUUUCGUAACUGCCUCAGAAGUUUAGUUUUUGAAGUAGCUCAUUUAUCAACGACUCGUUUUCAGUCUUACUUGGCACUCGGGCUGCUAUGUGAAACAAAAAAUGUUCACUUUACCCUACUCUGACCUACGGAAAAUUUACCUCUUCAAGUUUGACAUGCAUUUUUUCAGUCUCAAAUCAAACUUGCGAGACAGACACAAAAAAACAUUUUUUACGUAACAAGCGUAAAAAAACUUGCCUUUGAUUCGUGCUCGUACUCGUACCCGUGCCAAUAUGCAUCAUAAGCUUUCGGCUCAUGCGACAGUUUCAUGCGCAAUGUAAUCCGUAGCUUCCCGCACUCGAUGUAUAAAACAUUUUCUUACGGUACGUUCAUUUCAGCGACGUUGUUGAAAUUGUUCCCAUUAAUCUUGGAUCUCGGUUGUUGAAUCCGGCGAAUAGAAAUGAAAAUGAUGCUUUUUCAAUUUCAACAUUGUUCAAAUUGUUUAUAUCUUAGAAAUAUCUAUAUUUUUUUUCAAAGACAUUUAAGAACAAUGAAGCGAGAAAUCUGUAGUAUUUUUUCACAAAAUUUUAGCCAUUAGAACAAAUUUAUGAUUAUAGCUAAAGUCAAUCGCACAGAUGGUACUAAAAUAUGCAGACCGUGUAUAUAUAAGCGUAUAUUUUUGCGUGUUUGAGAAGAAUUCUUAUUGUUAGUUAAUUGGAAAUUUGUGCUGAUUAACAAUUUUUUAAUUAAGCGCUUCCCACGUGAGCCAAGUCCCGUUUGUACAUUUUGAUGGAGAAAAAUGAAAUUGUUACUGACAAUGAGAAAGAGAUAUUAAGAAUUUUCCUCGAGUCCUCGAGUCGUUAACGAUUAUAAUUCGAAUUCGAUAUAUAAUGAAGAUAUUGGGCGAGUUUAAGGAAAGCGUGUAUGUACAAAUCAUGAUUAUUCCAUGCACGUAAAUAUUUUACGAAAUUAGCGUUAACGAUUAUUAUGAAUUAAUAACAAAAGGCAUUGUUGAAGAGAAGACGAGAAAACUAUUGUUGUACUACGAAGAAAAUUCAGUGUGAAAAUCGAACGAAAGUAUUUUUUGAAAAUUGUUUUGUUUUUAUGAACGAUUUGUUGCAUGGAAGAAAAAAUAUAAUUCCAGAUUGAAGGACCAAAAUAAUGAGAGUUGCAUGCUUCCUUUUAAUGGACUGGAAGAUAAUGAUAACUCUCGUUAAUAGUGGUGCAUCGUUAACGUGAUGUUGUGAUUAUAUGUACAGUGUAAAGCGAUCGAUGUAAAUAAAAGGGGGAAAGAGAGUGCUAAAAAGGUUUAAUUGGGUGAAAGAAACAAAUGCGGUUAAUUGACAGUGCAUUUUAAAUAAUACAGUUAUCACUGCCUGGAUCGAUGAUAAAUAAGACUAUGAUUUUUGUAUCGCAGUUUGCACAUAAUCUCUUUAGAUCAGGCAAUAACCGUAUAAACCUCAUAUGUACGAUCAAAAUAUUGAGAUAAUCGGCUGAGAACGAACACAUGUUAUUUGCUAUGUCGUGCGUUUAGCCGCCUGCCCGAUUAUUUCACGCGAGACGGUAUGUUGUCUUGAUUUUUCAUUUCUCGCGGAUCAAUUACGGAUGGCGAUUCCGUACUGUAUAUAAAAUUAUAGAUAUAUGAAUUCUAAUACUAGAAGACAAUUAUAAUCUAAUGAAAGUUGAGAAAAAAUGAA